Messenger RNA from Paraglomus occultum, 366 nucleotides. The record is from the annotation of a GenBank genome assembly. Lineage: Eukaryota; Fungi; Glomeromycota; Glomeromycetes; Paraglomerales; Paraglomeraceae.
AUGGUCGACUUUGUCCGCAAGCUCUUCGAACUCACGCUUUUGUUCUGCGCACUGGCGGCAGCUGCUUUUUUCUCACCACCGGAUUCGCCACCCACAUUAUGGGUGUCUGCCCAAAUACGUUCGAUAUUACGUCGUCAUAUUGCGUUCAAUUCUACGAUAGCUCCGCUGUCUCUAUCAAUGACUGUGCUCCUUGCUCAUAUCUCGUUUGCUAUAGCGAGUGUAUCGGUAACGGAAUCGUCAUCAUAUUCCCCAUCAUCUAUCCGCUCCGUACUGAGAAAUAUGUUCAGAGACAUCAGCGACAUGGAUCGUACUGCCGCAUGGGUUGCGGAAAUGCAGACAAUAAUGAUUUUGGUGGGCUUGCUGUGA